Messenger RNA from Daucus carota subsp. sativus, 579 nucleotides. RefSeq lists its product as uncharacterized. The coding region runs from base 66 to 422 and encodes 118 amino acids. The transcript is spliced from 3 exons. NCBI's taxonomy places the organism in Eukaryota, Viridiplantae, Streptophyta, Magnoliopsida, Apiales, Apiaceae. The record is from RefSeq and is a predicted model, not a curated record.
CUAAUAGCAGAACAAAAACCAUUAGUCCCGAAGAACAAAUAUAUUAGCAAAAAGAGAAGCAAAACAUGGCUUUGAAAACCGCCCUUUCGAAUUUGAGCUGUAAGGUUGUAGCCAAUGCUCCAAGAAUUGUGAAGCCAAACUGUAUCCGGAAUUCAUCGACUUAUGACAAGGCUGCAGGAGCUGCAAAACAGGGCGCCAAUGAAGCAGCUAAGGUUGGCCAACAAGCCAAAGAUAAGGCCUCUGCUGCUGCAGGAGAGGUCGCGGGAAAAACGAAAGAUGCAGCAAAAAAUAUGAGUGGUGGAAAAGCUCAGAAAAAUGCAGAAGAGGCAUGGGAUUCUGUUAAGAAUAAAACUCAGAAAAUCAAAGAUACUGUUGUUGGAAAGGCUGAAGAGACCAAGGAGAAUGUCAAACGCAAGAAGUAAGAUGCAUGCAAGCAAGAGCUCUGUUAGUAAUCUAUUGUAUAUAAUCUUGUAUUAAAAUUACAAUAAUUUUAGUGAAAUAUUUCGAGAUUAAUACACUGUACAAGUGAUGUAUAAUCAUCCACUUUGAGAUAUAUAAAGACUCUGCGUUUUGGAUUUU